CGAAUCUCCAUCGCCACCAAGACAGAGGUAGAAACGCAUAAGGAGGAAGGAAAUUAAGCAUGGCUCUGAUCACAGAAGAGAUGAAAUCCAAAGCCGAAGUCUACCAUGGAGAUGAAAUCGGCCAAGAAAAGUCCAAGUUCCUUCUCACAGAGAUGGGGCUGCCCAAUGGGCUGCUGCCAUUGAAGGACAUCAUAGAGGUGGGCUACGUUGCGGAAACUGGGUUUGCAUGGCUGAAGCAGAAGAAGAAGAUCGAGCACAAGUUUCAGAAGAUUGGAAAGCUGGUUUCUUAUGGCACUGAGGUGACCGCCAUUGUUGAGCCAGGCAAGAUCAGGAAGCUCACCGGCGUCAAGGCCAAGGAGCUCCUCCUCUGGCUCACCCUCACUGACAUCUACCUUAACCAGCCGCCCACCGGAAAGAUCACUUUCCAGUCCACCACCGGCCUCUCCAGGUCCUUUCCGGCGGACGCUUUUGUGGCGGAAGAGCCGGCUAAGGUGGUGAAGGAGCCUAAUAAUGCUGUUGCAGAAGCUGUUGCUGCUGCCCAGGAUGUGAAUGAAGUUUGAACUCAUAUAUAUAUAUAUAUAUAUAUUAUGAGUUAAAAUUUUAGUGUUUCUUAGAGUUUGAUCCAUUUUCUUUGAGUUUCUCUGGGGAUUCUUCUCAUGAAAUGAUGAUCAAUCUCACUUGGGUGGCUUAAGUUUGUUCCAACACAAGCAGCAUUUGGUUUGGAUUAUUUUUGCUAUUAGCCCAUUAAUAAAUAAUCAAGCGGGGUUGAAUAACUCACAAAUUAGGGAUUUAAA
Diospyros lotus (date-plum) is the source of this 794-nucleotide messenger RNA. RefSeq lists its product as uncharacterized. NCBI's taxonomy places the organism in Eukaryota, Viridiplantae, Streptophyta, Magnoliopsida, Ericales, Ebenaceae. The transcript has a single exon. The record is from RefSeq and is a predicted model, not a curated record. The coding region runs from base 60 to 560 and encodes 166 amino acids.